AUGCAGUCUUGGAGGUCAUCUACAUGAGCAUUGAAUAAUGUUGGUGAUAUAACAGACCCCAGGGGACUCCGGAAGGGCAAGGCCUUAUAGAUGACAGAGCACCUCCUUAUUUUACUUGCUGACUCCUCCCUUCUAGAAAGCUCCGUGUCCAUAGGGCGGUGGAGUCAGCAGAGUCUUUGACUUUGAGCAGCAAGAAAAGGAGGUCGAAUGAUCAAGAAGGGAGUGAUGUUGAUGCCCUGAUCGACGACCAUCCUUCAGAGCAAGGGACCGAAUCAGCUGAAACUAAAGAUGGCGACGAGGAAGAUGCAUUCCUCACAACGCUAGCCCUUGAGUAUUCGGCUGACGAUAAAACAAGUGGUCCUGUCUCAACUCAGCUGGCUGAUAUCGUCAAUAGGAGAUGGUCGUCAAAAUUAUCGGACGACAAAUUCAAAGAGAAAAUAGCGAAAUAUGACCGACCAGAGAACUGCGAACGAUUGUUUGCCCGCAAGGUAAAUCCCGAAAUUUGGUCCCGAAUAUCAAACAUGGGCCAACGACAGGACCUUAAACUUGUCGCUGUCCAAAAAACCUUGGCGGCAGUUAGCACAGCUCUCACACAGUCUGCUCAACUGCUUAUGAAUGCCCGCCAAACUGGCGGCGGAUGCCCUUGCUCUCCUGGAGCAAGUGGAUGCCCUUGCUCUCCUGGGGCAUUCAAAUUAUGA
Molecule: messenger RNA, 698 nt
Organism: Paramuricea clavata
Lineage: Eukaryota; Metazoa; Cnidaria; Anthozoa; Malacalcyonacea; Plexauridae
Source: the annotation of a GenBank genome assembly